AUGAGCUCGACCACGAAAGAAAAAGAGGCGUCACCUUCGCCUGCGGCUGACAAGGCACCAUUGCUGGACGAAGAAGGCGACCUUACACCAAAGUUCGAAGCGGCUCUCAUCCGCGUGUUUGCGCGCUUUUCCACAUCGUACAAGAAACGGCAUGCAGAAGUACGAGCAUCCGGCAGCGAGCCCAGCGCGUCAAUACCUCGCCCGGACGGGUCUGAUGUCUUGACGGAAGCAGACUUGGAUGCCUUCUCAACAGUGACUAACGGUGCAGCACUGCCGCAGGAAUCCAAGAACGAAAUCCGCGAGUUUCUGGACACCGACAAGGAAGGCAAUCUGACCUUGCGUGGAUUCAUCGAGAUGUACCAUCUGCAAAGCGAUAACGAGCCAGAAGAGACGUGGAAAGAUCUGGACAAGCUUGGGUUUGGUGACAAUCUCGAGUAUGCAGGUGGACGGUCGGAGACGUGCGCGAGAAAGGAUGGCAAAGAUCUGGCAACAAGGGACAGAACAGGCAAAGAAGUAUGUGAAUGA
Molecule: messenger RNA, 525 nt
Organism: Mycosarcoma maydis (corn smut)
Lineage: Eukaryota; Fungi; Basidiomycota; Ustilaginomycetes; Ustilaginales
Exons: 2
Coding region: 1-525 (174 amino acids)
Source: RefSeq, a predicted model, not a curated record